Purpureocillium takamizusanense is the source of this 756-nucleotide messenger RNA. RefSeq lists its product as uncharacterized. NCBI's taxonomy places the organism in Eukaryota, Fungi, Ascomycota, Sordariomycetes, Hypocreales, Ophiocordycipitaceae. Gene Ontology annotation, biological process: fungal-type cell wall organization. Gene Ontology annotation, cellular component: fungal-type cell wall. Bases 1 to 756 code for a protein of 251 amino acids. Gene Ontology annotation, molecular function: structural constituent of cell wall. The record is from RefSeq and is a predicted model, not a curated record. The transcript is spliced from 3 exons.
AUGAAGCUUACUGCCAUUCUCUCCACCGCGGCGCUCGUCUCGGCCGCCGCCGCCACCCCCCAGGGCGGCUACGGCUAUGGCGGUGGCCAUGACGGCUACGACGAACCUGAGUAUCAGAAGCCGACCUGGUCCAAGACCAUUACCAACCACACCACCACUGCUUACGGCAAGCCGUCGCACUCGACCACCCAUGAGAAGCCUCCUCCUCACACCACGGAGAAGCCUGCCAAGCCGACGACCAAGCACGAAUAUGCCACCACCACGGUCUUCCACACCAAGUUCACCACCUACUGCCCGGAGCCGACCACCAUCUGCGUCAACGAUGAGACCAUUACCGUCACCAAGCCAACCACGUUGACCUUCACCAACUGCCCCUGCACGUUCCACCCACCCAAGCCCACGCACCACCCAAAGCCGCACCACAAGAGCGAGACUCACGCUCCUCACCCUCCUCCGGAGACAAAGACCGUGGAGCAUCCUCACCACGAGACCAAGACGGUCGUGCCUCCUCCUCACACCAAGGUCCCGCCGCCUCCUCCUCCCGAGACCAAGACUGUGGUGCCUCCUCAUCACACCAAGGUCCCUCCUCCUCCUCCUCCCCCGGAGACGCAGACUGUCGUCCCGCCCCCUCACACAAAGGUUCCUCCUCCCCAGAAGACCCAGGCUCCUCCUCCGGUCGUCACUGCCGCUGCCGACCGCUCCACCGCCGGCUUUGGAGCCCUCGUCGUCGCUGGCUUCGCCGCCAUGCUCAUGUAA